This is a messenger RNA of Mercurialis annua (annual mercury), 1842 nucleotides long. Its product is annotated as zinc finger CCCH domain-containing protein 14. Gene Ontology annotation, molecular function: metal ion binding; mRNA binding. Bases 319 to 1281 code for a protein of 320 amino acids. Lineage: Eukaryota; Viridiplantae; Streptophyta; Magnoliopsida; Malpighiales; Euphorbiaceae. The transcript is spliced from 3 exons. The record is from RefSeq and is a predicted model, not a curated record.
UCUCACCUAUUUCUCUCUAGAAUGCUGUGUUCGAAGUAAUUCUUUGGCGGGAUUUAGCAAAUUUUCCAUUUCAAAAUUUCGGAGCAAAUUUCCUGCAUUACUACUCCAUACAACAUCAUAUUUCAAAUCAGUUUAAAUUAAGUCCACGUGUAAUUUAACCCUUUGAUGUUUGAUCAACCGAAAUCAUCAAUUACAUUACAGAUCUGAAAGCUUUCCACACCUCAUCUACCGUACACCAUAACACACAGGAUAAAACUUGUUGCACCACAAACUUGCCUCUAUAUAUAUUUCUCAAUCUCGAGCUCCUUUGUUCAGAUAAUGGAGAAACCAGCAUCUUCACUGUCCGAUCCGAUCACCGGAAAACAAGAAUCAAAAUCGAAAUUACCAUCGCCGUCCGAUCAUGAUGAUUACGAUGAUCAACAUCAAGAAUUCGCCUCCAAUUUCACCACACUUUUCCACUCUAUUUUCCCGCCAAAACCGUCACCUGUUUCUUUCUUCUCUAUAACUCCCUCCAGCUCCGCCUCCUCUCCUUCCUCCUCCGCCGCAACCGACGACAUCUUUUACUUCGCUGACACCGCCACGGAGAAACGCCUUCACCAAGCGAGUCUCAUUCUAGAGUAUCAAGAUCUCUGCGACCACUACGAUCUCUGUCUGAGACGCCUUCAAUCUCUCUACAAAGAAAUUGAAUCUCUUCGUCAGGAAAAUGACGAUCUCCGACUAUGCAACAACGACUUAGUCAAACUUCUGAGUAUCUCUUCAUAUGCUGCAACGCAAAACCGCCGUGAGAAUAUUGUUGAAGAGAAUCAGAUUGGUGCCGAGCGAGUCAUUUUGCCGAAGAGCAUUUCGGUUCGGUCUAGCGGUUAUCUCAAAAUGAACCGGCAAGGUACUGCAACCGCAAGCUCUUCUUCUAAUAGACCUCGAGGACUCGCGAAUCGUAAUCUCGAUCAUCAACUCAGUAUUCCUGGAUCGAGAGUGUGUGUGCCCGCAGGAGGCAAUAGGAAAUCAUCAGAGGAAGAAGCAAUGGAAAUGGAUGUAUACAAUCAAGGGAUGUGGAAAACGGAGUUAUGUAACAAGUGGCAGGAGACGGGGACGUGUCCAUACGGAGAUCACUGCCAGUUUGCUCAUGGAAUAACGGAGUUACGCGCCGUUGUUAGGCACCCAAGGUACAAGACUCAGGUUUGCAGAAUGGUUGUUGCUGGUCAAGUUUGUCCCUACGGUCACAGGUGUCAUUUUCGACAUUCUCUAACUGACCAAGACAGACUCGUAAUGGGCCCACGUUAAAAAUCUAUAUACAUCCCCCAUAUUAAUAAUAAUAUAUGAAAAUGUAAAAAUCAAGUAAAAAUAAAUCAUGUUUUAAAGGGAUUAUAAUGUAUAUAAAGAGGUAAAUGGGUUGAAGUUGGUAAUUUGGGCAUUCUUGAAGGGGAAAAAUGGUACUAUUUUAUGUUUAAAUUUAGGAAAAUACGCAUAUAAUAUAAAAAUAAUGCUGAAUUGUGAUGUGAAAGUUGAGGUUGGUUAUGGUUAUAUGGAAUUGAAGCAACCAGCCAACCAACCAAAAUAGACCAAACUUGAGGUUUGUAAUGAUGAAGAGGAUGAUGACACUUUUGAUGUGCAAUGCAAUGCUACGCAACUUUCAUUUGAAGUUAGUUACAGCAUGGCUAGGCUAGUUUAUGGUUAUAUAUUGGAUUGCUUUUUUAUGUUUGUUUUUGGUGUGGACGUUCGUGUACAUCAUAUAGUUGUUACCGUUGGAUUUAUAUUUUUAAAUUGUGAUGUUGAUAGUGGAAGCAUAUAUCUACUUGUUUCUGGACUUCAUCAGUACAGUGAAUUUCAGCAAAUUUAUUUGUA